Olea europaea var. sylvestris is the source of this 2676-nucleotide messenger RNA. Its product is annotated as peroxisome biogenesis protein 1-like. Lineage: Eukaryota; Viridiplantae; Streptophyta; Magnoliopsida; Lamiales; Oleaceae. Gene Ontology annotation, molecular function: ATP binding; ATP hydrolysis activity. Gene Ontology annotation, cellular component: cytosol; peroxisome; peroxisomal membrane. Gene Ontology annotation, biological process: protein import into peroxisome matrix. The record is from RefSeq and is a predicted model, not a curated record. The coding region runs from base 1 to 2676 and encodes 891 amino acids. The transcript is spliced from 14 exons.
AUGGAGUUUGAGGUGAGAGUAGUAGGGGGAAUAGAGAGUUGCUAUGUAUCUCUACCACUCUCACUCAUCCAAACCCUACAGUCCGGUUAUCUUCCUCCAAUUCUUGCAGUUGAACUUCGCUCCGGUGCUAACCUCUGGCAUGUGGCGUGGUCCGGUUCCCUUUCCUCUUCAUCUCCUUCCUCAAUUGAGAUUGCUAAGCAGUAUGCGGAGUGUAUUGGAUUAAGUGACCGUACGGUGGUUAAAGUACGAAUUGUUAGCAAUUUACUGAAAGCUACGCUUGUGACGGUUGAGCCUCUCACGGAGGAUGAUUGGGAGAUUGUCGAGCUCAAUUCCGAGCUUGCUGAAGAAGUUAUUCUGAAGCAGGUUUUCGCUCAAUUGUGCAUGUUUGGCCAAGCUUUAAGCUUAAAAAAUUUACUUAUAAGUUUACUUGCUCGUAAAAGAUUAAGUUCUAAAAUAAAUGGUCCUUUUUUUCUAAUUACAGUCGGGAUUGUCCAUGAAGAAAUGAAAUUUCCUCUGUGGUUGCAUGGGCAAACAAUUGUUAAUUUUCUUGUUGUCUCAACCUUACCCAAGAAACCAGUAGUCCAACUUGUUCCUGGAACUGAAGUAGCAGUUGCCCAAAAGAGACGCAAAAGGAUAUUAGAUCCUCUUGAAGAUUCGUCCAUACAAGCUAUAAAGAGAGAUCAUUCUAUCACGAAAGCACUACUGAGAGUCCAAGAUUCAGACUCUAGAUUUCUUCACAACUAUAAGGUGGAUGAUAUCACGAUGGAUGUUGUCUUCACUUCUGCUGUCUUUAUUCAUCCAGAAACAGCGAAAAAAUAUUCUUUCAGCUCUUCUCAGUUAGUAGUGAUAUCUCCUAGAUUUCUAACCAAAGAGAACAAGAAAAAUCAUGAAAGAGAAGGUCUACAUAUUAAAAGCAGUUCUACUGAAAAGGAACUCAACAGUGGAAUUCUUGCUGAUAAGCACGAUAACCAUCAAGUUAUUGUUCGUCUAUUAUUCUCAGAGUCAGUGGCAAGAGGACAUGUAAUGCUUGCCCAGUCUCUUCGACUUUAUCUGGGAGCUGGAUUACAUUCAUAUAGCCAUUCAUUGUUUUUCUGGAGCAUUUACCUAGACACUCACAAUUACUUGAGCUCGGUCUGUUCAGCUGUUAUCUUCCAGUAUGAGAAAAGAAUAUUUCUUGGGGUAGAUGUGAAGAGAUGCAACAUUAACGAGAAGAAAGACAUUCCUUCAGUUUCAGUUUCACCUUGCCAAUUGAAGUCAUUUCCAAAGAAGGAAGCUUUUGCAAAUAAUGGUGCGGAAUUUCUAAAUGCCCACAAUAAUCAUAAAACAAAAGAUGUGCUUCGCGGGACCAACACAAAUGCUGAAAUGGGUGCUGGAGGUUGGUCAACACAUGAGAAGAUUUUUGCAUCUUUGUUUGCUGAAUCUUGUGGCAAUGGGACUGAAGAAAUUGUUACCAAGGCCGGAACUAAAAGGGCUGUAACUACUCUUGUGCGUGCAUGGUGUCAAGCUCAACUUGAUUCCAUUGUUUCGAGUACAGGGUUAGAUAUAAAUUCUUUGGUUAUCGGAAACAAAUCAUUACUUCACUUGAAAGUGCAGGAUUACAGACUAACCAAUCAUGGUAAGGUACAAAAACCUAAUGCCCAUUUCCCAAAAACAAGGAAUCAAACCAAAGCACCAGAUGUUGAUGUCCUAUAUGUUUUGUCACUCUUUGAGGAUUCUCUUCAUGGUGAAAGUCUUGACGCAUACGAACUUGUAUUUGAUGAAAAAGGUGGGGAUUUGAGAAAUUUAGAUGUUUUGCUUGAAAAGCUGCAGUUGGGUGAUGCUGGUUCAGGAAAAACAUUAUUGGCCAGAGUCUCUGCAACAUCCGUUGAAAGACAUGAAGACAUCUUGGCACACAUAGUUUUUGUAUCUUGUUCCAGACUUGCUUUACAGAAGCCUUCAAGCAUUCGUCAGGCACUUUCGGGCUACAUAACUGAAGCUUUAGAUCAUUCGCCCUCUGUCAUCAUCUUAGAUGAUCUUGAUAGCAUCAUUACCUCUUCCUCAGAGCUGGAAGGAUCUCAACCUUCAUCCUCUUCAGCUGCACUCAUAGAAUUUCUCAAUGAUAUAUUAGAUGAAUAUGAGCUUCUUUAUGAUCUAUUACCAGCUGGCUGUACCUUUUUAGUUGGAAACUUACUGCCUACUGAUACCUGUAGCUUGUGGAGUUCUACUGUCUUGCCUGAGAAAAGCAGGACUGCUUGCGGAAUUGGCCCCAUUGCUUUCAUUGCUUGUGCACAGACCCUGACUAAUAUUCCACAGAGCUUGAGCUCGUCUGGGAGAUUUGAUUUUCACGUUAAGCUGCCAGCUCCGGGUGCCUCAGAACGUUCUGCUUUAUUGAAGCAUGAGAUCCAGAAGCGAUCCUUGCAAUGUUCCGAUGAUGUGUUGUUAGAUAUUGCAUCCAAAUGUGAUGGAUAUGAUGCUUAUGAUCUGACACCUUUCUUUUUACCUGGAAGAUACCUAGUUGGCACUUCUCCAUUUUGUUCCUUGAUAAUUUCUAUGUAUAGUGAAGUUAUAUAUGAUAUAGCUCUUUUGGAGACAACAUGGCUCAUAAGAAUAUACUUAGAAACAUAUUGUCAUUUCAGGAAAUACUGGUUGAUCGGUCAGUACAUGCUGCCAUUGGUCGCUUUUUGUCCAAUGAUUUGA